Molecule: messenger RNA, 1565 nt
Organism: Momordica charantia (bitter melon)
Lineage: Eukaryota; Viridiplantae; Streptophyta; Magnoliopsida; Cucurbitales; Cucurbitaceae
Product: RNA cyclase family protein
Biological process (GO): ribosome biogenesis; endonucleolytic cleavage of tricistronic rRNA transcript (SSU-rRNA, 5.8S rRNA, LSU-rRNA)
Cellular component (GO): nucleolus
Molecular function (GO): RNA endonuclease activity
Source: RefSeq, a predicted model, not a curated record
CCUCUGCGAAUUUGUGCCAAUUGGGCCGACACGAAGAAGAAGAAGAAGAAGAAGAAGAAGAAGAAGAAGAAGAAGAAGAAGAAUUGGGUAUUGUCCGAUUUCGGCGAGGGAGUGGGAAAAUGCUGAAGACGAAGUACAAGCGAUUACAGGGAAGUCAAACCCUAAGGCAACGAUUGGUACUCGCAACGCUUUCCCGCACCUCUGUUCUGAUCGAGGACAUUAGAGCCGACGAGACCUUCCCAGGCCUUCGACCGCACGAGGUCUCCUUCCUCCGCUUGCUCGAGAAGGUCUCCGAUGACUGCACCAUCGAAAUCAAUGAAACCGGCACAAAAUUGAAGUACAAGCCUGGGAUUGUGAUGGGUGGUCGACACUUGGUGCACGAUUGCGGUGUUAGUCGCUCCCUUGGCUAUUUCCUUGAGCCCUUGAUUCUUCUUGCUUUGUUCGCUAGGAAACCCCUCACCAUUAAGCUCAAAGGUAUUACAAAUGAUUCGAAGGAUCCAUCAGUUGAUACUUUCAAAUCUACGACGUUGCCCAUGUUAAAGCACUUUGGAGUUGAUCUAAAAGAAGUAGAUUUGAAAAUAGAAGGUCGGGGAGUACCACCUCAUGGUGGUGGAGAAGUGACUUUGACCAUGCCAACAGUUAAAAGUUUAUCAGCAGUAUCUUGGACUGAUGAAGGAAUGGUCAAGAGAAUUAGAGGGGUUACAUUUUCAACUAGAGUCUCGUCUCAGUUCGAGCAUGCUAUGAUAACUGCAGCUCGUGGUGUGUUUAAUCGUCUGCUUCCAGAUGUGCACAUAUUCACUGAUCAUAGAAAGGGAUCUCUAGCUGGAAAUUCACCUGGGUUUGGCAUUUCACUGGUUGCGGAAACUACAAGCGGUUGUUUGAUGUCUGCGGAUACUACUGUUUCAUAUGGACAUGCUGAAGAAACAACUGAGUUUGAAGAAGAGAAGAAACAGCUUUCACCUCCUGCAGACAUUGGUGAACAGAUGGCUUUUGCUCUGCUUGGUGAGAUCGAACAAGGCGGUGUAGUUGACUCGACACACCAGGGAUUGUUGUUCCUUCUAUGUGCAUUGUGCCCCGAGGAUGUUUCAAAGGUUCGGGUUGGAAAGCUCACUCCAUACGGGAUAGAAACUCUCAGAAACAUAUUAGAAUUUUUGGGCGUAAUGUUUAAAAUUACGCCAGAACCUUCCAACGGUACCGUCGAACUGUUAUGUGUUGGUUCUGGGAUGUAUAAUCUAUCCAGGAAGCACUCUUGAUUGCCGAAAAAGAUGCAAGAACAACUCAAGCCUGAAAGGAACGCGUUCACUUUGUACACCGGGCAGUAUGUUUACUCGAUGGGCAACAAUCGGUCCAUCUUGGUUUAAGAUUGUACAUUCAGGAGAUGAACUCUAGAUUGUGGAAGGGAAAAUCAGAUAUAAUAUAUGACCAACUGAGGAUUAUAGAAAGGCUGGAUUUUUGGGGUCUGGCAAGGGGAAGUGAUGUUUUUUGAUGAGAGAUAUGAUUACUAUGUAUUUUUGUUUUGGCAUUGGAAUCAAAGUUGAUAGCAAAGUGUCAUUAUUCUUUAUUCU